Molecule: messenger RNA, 966 nt
Organism: Coregonus clupeaformis (lake whitefish)
Lineage: Eukaryota; Metazoa; Chordata; Actinopteri; Salmoniformes; Salmonidae
Exons: 7
Coding region: 1-966 (321 amino acids)
Source: RefSeq, a predicted model, not a curated record
AUGGAUAUCCUGCAGCCCUGCCUACUGCUCAUUCUGUGGGCUCUCAACAUAGCCUCAGCUGCCUUGUUGAACAAACAUGUGGAGCACAGGAACCUGUUUGCACUGAGAGCCUGCUGCAAGAGACAGAGCCACUUUGUUUACAUCGGCCAAGACAUCUCUGGUAGUCCUGUGAGUGUGGAUGUGGGGAUGUGCAGGACGCAUUGUGGGGGAGAACAAAGCAGGACAUCAUAUGAGGCUGGACUACAGCAGGGCUUUUCCAAACACUCCUCCAUGUUGGAAUACCUCAGGAGCAAAAAGGUAAGGGUCCGCAAACCUGCCACUCCAAUCAGUGCCGAGGGUUCUGGUCAGGUUACAUCCUGCGGGGUGAACCAUAACUGUGAGCCGACCGGGGUGAGGGUGGACCGGAUACUGCUGUUCAAGGGUCCCCGGGAGGUGGAGGUCAUAGAGGAAUGCCAUUGUGAAAACAAACUGACCCAAUGUGUCCGGGUUCCGGCGCUCAAAACCUACUUCUUUGAGACCCCAUACGAGACUGUCAUUGAUGUGGGAAGCUGUUCGGGUUCGAAAGGUUCUCCAGAUGGGUUCUCCUGCGUGCCCACUAAAUUUGUCUCGGCCUUGGUGGAGACCCCUAACAAGGUAGACCUGGUCCAGACGGUGGAGGCCUGUGAGCUGAGUGAGAGCUGCUACAGAGUUCCCUACAUGGAGUACUACUAUGAAAUAGUCUAUGAUGCUGACGGAGUCAAAGAGGAGAAACUCAAGGAAAUAGACGUGGGCAGAUGUUUAGGAGGCUGCACCACAGGAAAUCGCUGUCUUCUCAGGAGCCACUCUGAUUCCGAAGUGUGCUAUCUGUGGGCAGAGAGACCCACCAACUCCUGUGUCCCUCGGGGCUACGACAGCCACAUGUUCCUGAACCAGCAUGGCCAGAUCCGCACAGUCCUCUCCAUCUCCUCCUGUUUCUGUCAGUCCUGA